CCACCGUCACUCUUUUAUCUGCUAGCUCUUUUCAAUUAAUUCUUUCUCUACUUCUCAUCUCUUCUUAUAAGAGAUCAUUAAAGCUCUAAAUUGAUUUCAUCACAUAUCUCUUCUCAUCUCUUCUUUCCAAUGUCAUUGGUUUCAGUUAUUCUUAUCACAUUAGUCAUAUGUACUUGUUGCUUAGUGUUUUCAAAUGGGCAACUCAAAGUUGGUUUCUAUUCAUCUACAUGCCCAAAUGCUGAAGAUAUUGUAAACUCUAUUGUUCGUGAAGCUUUUCUAGUUGACAACAACAUGGCUGCUAUCUUACUUAGACUUCAUUUCCAUGACUGUUUCGUUAAUGGAUGUGAUGGGUCUAUUUUGAUCGAGGGCCAAACCAGAGAAAGACAUGCAUUUGGACAUCAAGGUGUUAAUGGUUUUGAUGUUAUAGAAAAAGCUAAAUCACAGUUGGAAAGAGUAUGUCCUGGUGUUGUUUCUUGUGCUGAUAUUGUAGCCAUGGCAGCUCGAGAUUCUAUCUCAUUGAGCAAUGGACCAUCUUAUCAAGUUCCAACAGGUAGAAGAGACGGCCGAGUUUCGAAUGUUUCGUUUGCUUCCAAUAUGCCGGAAGUGAAUGAAUCAAUUCAAUCAUUAAAAGCUAAGUUCUUGCAAAAGGGACUUAAUGAAAAGGAUCUUGUUCUUCUCAGUGCUGCACACACGAUUGGAACUACAGCGUGUUUUUUCAUGACAGAUCGACUCUACAACUUUCCUACUGAAGGGGUAGGCUCUGAUCCAUCAAUAAAUCCACGCUUCCUCCCCGAACUAAAAUCCAAGUGUCCACAGAAUGGAGACGUAAAUACUCGUUUGCCAAUGGAUAUUGGAAGUCCAUUGAGAUUCGACUCACAAAUCUUGCGCAACAUACGCGAAGGGUUCGCUGUUUUACAGUCGGAUGCCAAACUUUAUGAUGAUGAAGUAACCAGAAGGAUAAUUGAUUCCUAUUUCGGCUUCUUAAGUCCCAUUUUUGGACCGUCUUUCGAAACGGAUUUUGUUAAUUCAGUCCUAAAAAUGGGUGCAUUAGGCGUGAACACGGGUUCUCGAGGUGAAAUUAGACGAAUUUGUAAGGCUUUUAAUUGAAUAAUCAAAAAUCUUUUAAUUUCGGAUAAGUGCUUUACAAAACUAGAGUAGAACUCUUUCGUUUUGUCUUAUAAGAAAA
Papaver somniferum (opium poppy) is the source of this 1186-nucleotide messenger RNA. Its product is annotated as peroxidase 43-like. Lineage: Eukaryota; Viridiplantae; Streptophyta; Magnoliopsida; Ranunculales; Papaveraceae. Gene Ontology annotation, biological process: response to oxidative stress; hydrogen peroxide catabolic process. The transcript is spliced from 4 exons. Gene Ontology annotation, molecular function: peroxidase activity; heme binding. The coding region runs from base 130 to 1107 and encodes 325 amino acids. Gene Ontology annotation, cellular component: plasmodesma; plant-type cell wall. The record is from RefSeq and is a predicted model, not a curated record.